This is a messenger RNA of Nicotiana tabacum (common tobacco), 456 nucleotides long. The record is from RefSeq and is a predicted model, not a curated record. NCBI's taxonomy places the organism in Eukaryota, Viridiplantae, Streptophyta, Magnoliopsida, Solanales, Solanaceae.
AUGUCGGGUUAUACUAAAUUCAUGAAGGACUUGGUCAUUAAGAAGAAGAAUAUUAAUUUUGAUAUCAUCAAGGUCACCCACCAAUGUAGUGCAAUCAUCUCACAAACUGGGGUUAAGAAGAUGGAAGACCCAGGGGCUUUCGCUAUUCCUUGUGCUAUUGGGUUGACAAGCUUUGCAAAAGCUUUGUGUGAUUCAGGGGCAAGUAACCACUUGAUGCCUUAUGCCGUUUUCAAGAAGUUGGUCUUGGGUGGUCCAAGGCCUACAUCAAUGAAGUUAUUAAUGGCGGAUCGCACUUUGAAGAGACUAUUGGGCGUUAUUUAUGAUAUCUUGUCAAAGUGGAUCAUGGUAGAUGAGCAUAUGCAAGACAUUUAUAUGGAUGAAGCUUUGCAUACUGUUCUACUCAAUUCGGAGAAUGAUUCAAUUGAGGGUUACAUUGAAGCCGUAAUGGCUUUGUAA